This is a messenger RNA of Electrophorus electricus (electric eel), 2420 nucleotides long. RefSeq names its product glycoprotein A33 (transmembrane), paralog a (gene gpa33a). NCBI's taxonomy places the organism in Eukaryota, Metazoa, Chordata, Actinopteri, Gymnotiformes, Gymnotidae. The record is from RefSeq and is a predicted model, not a curated record. Gene Ontology annotation, cellular component: plasma membrane.
CCUGAGGAGUAUUUUAUUUUUGGUGCUUUUUUUCAACAACAAAUCUAUCCUAAUUCAAAUGGCAAAGGAGACGUUAAUGGUAUAUUUGCUUUAUGUUAUUGUAAUUUACCAGACUCUGGCCAUUAAUGUUGACAUCCCAUUAUCAGUUUAUGAAUUUGCACGUGGUGACCCUGCCAUAAUACCAUGCAACUUCAAACCCAAGAAUCCAGUCAACUCAGUGAUCAUCAUUUCAUGGAUGGCUCAUGCAGACGUUGAAUCUGAUCCAGAGCUCAACAUUGCCACGUUGUACUAUUCUGAGGCUAUUCCACCAAGUCUUGACUAUGACGAGGCAUAUAAUGGUAGGGCAGCACUGAACUAUAGCAUCUCUCAAGGAAUAUCAACCCUAACGCUCAAUGCUAUAACGUCAAAGGAUUCUAGAGUGUAUGAGUGUAAAGUUCAAAUUCCUAAGGACACCACUGGAAAACAGGUGGAUUCUACCAGACUUGUGGUUUUGGUGGCACCUUCCAAACCCAUCUGUACGAUCCAAGGAAAAGCUGAGUUUUACCAGAAUAUUAGUCUUGCCUGUCAUUCAGAGGAAGGCACCCCGACACCCACAUAUCAGUGGACAAGCUAUGAUCUUACUAAUAAAUCACGACCGAAUCCACCCAAGUCCACUGACGUGAAUGGAGUUUUGUCACUCUACAAUAUCUCUACAGAGACCAAUGGUUUUUUUAUCUGCACAUCAAGCAACAAAAUUCGCUCAAAUUUCUGUAAUCUGACCUUAACCGUCGUGCCAUCUUCUAUGAAUGUUGCACCCAUAGCCGGUAUAAUUGGAGGCAUUGUGGCUGUUCUUUUAAUCCUGCUGGUUGUUGUCUAUUGCUGCUGUUGCCGUCGGAAACAGGCGAAACAUGAGGAGUAUGCCAUGGGACCUUCAGAGGAGACUGAAUACACAGACAAAGAGCCUCAUGAAAUUGUAGAAAAUAAAGGUGAAAGGAUGAAGAGCAAUCCUGCCAUGUCUGAGGACACAGCCAACAGACGUGACCACUAUGAAGACCGUAGUGAGCAAGACUAUGACAGAUCCAGAGAUCGCUACUCUGAUCGGCGAGAUGACUAUGACGAUCGCAGGGAGAGCUUGGAUGACCGCCGAAGUAAUCGCUACGACGACCGGCGCAACGAUCGUUAUGAUGACUAUCGUGAUCAAUAUGAUGAAGAUAGAGAUCGCUAUGAUGACCACCGCAGUGAACGCCAUGACCGCUAUGACGACCGUUACGAUGACCACCGCGAUCGCCAUAACUAUCGAGAUGAUCGCAGUUAUGACCGUGAUAGACCUCCGAAUGUUCCAGCUAAUAAGCCUUCUAGGGGUUGACACUGUGGAAUCCUUGUGCUUUCUGGGCACCAUCAUCAUCAAUGACCUCAAGUGGGAGCAGAACAUCAGCUCAGUCACCAAGAAGGCACAGCAAAGGAGGAACUUCCUGCAGCAGCUGAAGAAAUUCAACAUGCCAAAGCUGCUGAUGGUGCAUUCUACACUGCAAGUCCAUACUCACCUCCUCCAUCACCAUUUGGUAUGCUGCAACUGCCAGGGACAAGGGCAAACUACAGCGCAUCAUCCACUCUGCUGAGAGUGUGAUUGGCUACAACCUACCAACCCUCCAAGACCUGCACACCUUCAGAACACUUGGACAAGCAGGCAAGAUCAUGACUCAUCCCUCACACCAUGGACAUGACUUCUUCAAAACACUUCCUUCUGGCAGGAGGCUUAUGUCUGUUGGGCCCAAAAACUCUCACCACAAGCACCAUCAACAAGACCUGAAUCCCCAACUAUAUUUUUGCACAUCUUUUAUCUAUUGCAUAGCACUUUUUAUUUGCUAUGAGCUCUUCAAUCUGGGCAAAUUUUCUUGCACUAUUCUAUAUUGUUUAAUUUUAUUUAUUUACACUUUUUUCUACCUAUCGUAUUCUCUUUUCUGUAUUUUUAUACUGAUUGUCAUGCACCAGUUUCACCAAGUCAAAUUCCAUGCAUGUAGAAACAUACUUGGUUAAAAGAUAUAUUCUGAUUCUGAACAACUCAGGUUUAUUGGUAAAAAUGCAAACACAACUCUCACUAUAUUCACACAGAGACUGGACUGCACUGACCCAUGUACUCCGUAAGCCUGCACCACCUCUGACUACUUAUAAUGAGGUACAUGGUCAUAUUCCUUUUCCAAGCAUACUCCCAUCAUCUCUCACAAAGCUGUACCAGAAAGGACAGCUGGUCCACCUUUCCAGAACCUGGGAAGAAAUCGCAUGGCUCCAACCCGUUUUAGUACCUUCAGCAUCUCCAGUCAAACCUCAUCCACUGCUGCUGCCCUGCCCCCAUGCAGACUAUUAACUACUGUGAUGACUUCAUACACAGAAAUGUAAUUUGAAUCAAUGUCUGUUUCAAGUACUACCUCCUGAUACUUAAA